This is a messenger RNA of Mauremys reevesii (Reeves's turtle), 5234 nucleotides long. RefSeq names its product transcriptional repressor NF-X1-like. Gene Ontology annotation, molecular function: DNA-binding transcription factor activity, RNA polymerase II-specific; zinc ion binding; RNA polymerase II transcription regulatory region sequence-specific DNA binding. Gene Ontology annotation, biological process: negative regulation of transcription by RNA polymerase II. Lineage: Eukaryota; Metazoa; Chordata; Testudines; Geoemydidae. Gene Ontology annotation, cellular component: nucleus. The record is from RefSeq and is a predicted model, not a curated record.
GCCGAGGGUUCCCUUGUCGGGAGUGGGAGGGCGUUUGCUUGGGCGCGUGCGCGGGGCCGGCAUGGCGGAGGCGCAGCCAGGCUCAGGUGUAUUAAACUUCAAUCCGGAUGCAGCUGAUUUCAUUCCCAGAGAGAGAGAGACUCCUGAUGUAAAUUGUAGAAGUCUGGGUAGAUUAGAAUCUAAUAGGAAUCAGAACAGAAAUGAUACUCUACCACUUCCUAGUCAGUCUUCUGAUAGAGGCACAGACUAUGAAAACUCUUCCACAAAGCAACACAGCUUUUAUAGUCCAGAAAGCCAGUACUGUAGCCAGCAAGAUUUUCUCCAGCUCGGUGGUACCAGUAAACCUCAUAAGAAUCAUAGUUUUCAAAGUCAGCGAUGGCAGAAAUCUAGAAGUGAUAGGACAUAUACUAGAAACCGGAUAAGGCAAUCAUCUACUGAUGGUACAAAAGACAUGACAGUUUUAGAUACCACAUUAGUACCAAGGUGGAGAGUCAGUCCUAAAGAAUACAAUGACUUUUGCUCUUCAGAGAGUGACAAGGAGGUAUCUAGUGCAGAUAAUAGAGGAGCAAAGCCAAAGAAAACACACUUGAUGCCUGCACCUGGAAGAGGUCUCAAAGAGAAGGGGAAGCAGUUACAUGAGCGGGAUAAGAGAGUGACAUCUAAACAGAAGGAUGAUAUGUUUAAAAACAUACAAUCUCUGGAUCUGACUCAGUCUGACUCUUCAGAAGCAUCUGUUGCCAAAGCAUUGUUUGAUGGAUAUGUUGGCAAUGGUGAUGAACAAAAAAGAUAUUCAUUUGCGAACAAGAAAUACCCCAGGAAGUCCAUGUGGAGUAAGCCCCAGUUUGGUAAAGAAAUCCAGAAAAAACAAGAUACUCACCGCAGUAAAAAUACAAAAGAAGUUAAAAAGCCUACUCUUAUUUACGUUCCAAAAGAUAAAAUUAGAGAGAGGAGCAAAGAAUCAGGCAUUCACAGCAAUGAUCAAAACUUGACCUGCAUAACACAAGCUCACCAAUUAAGGGAAUCAGUCAAAUAUGGGGGAAGACAGCUUCACCUACAGGUGGGACACACAACCUCCCUUCACUUCAAUUGGACUCAGUAUUGGAAAAAGCAGAGUGAUGUACCAAGGAACAAGGAAACUCAUACAGGUUCUCUGAUAGAGCAGCUGACCACAGAGAAAUAUGAGUGUAUGGUGUGCUGUGAGGUGAUCCGAACAAUAGCCCCGGUAUGGAGCUGUCAGAAUUGUUAUCAUGUGUUUCAUCUGAACUGCAUUAAGAAGUGGGCAAGAUCACCAGCAUCACAAGCCGAAGAUGGCAAUAGUGGCUGGAGAUGUCCUGCUUGUCAAAAUGCUUCAACACAAGUUCCUACUACUUACACCUGUUUUUGUGGUAAGGUAAACAACCCUGAAUGGAAUAGAAAUGAAAUUCCACAUAGCUGUGGAGAGCUUUGUAGAAAAAGAAGACCAGGUCAGGACUGUCCCCACUCUUGUAAUAUCCUCUGCCAUCCAGGUCCUUGCCCAUCAUGCCCUGCCUUUAUGACAAAAACAUGUGAAUGUGGGCGAACAAGUCAUUCAGUUCGCUGUGGCCAGUCCACCACAAUUCAUUGUUCUAAUGUAUGUGGGAAUACUUUAAAUUGUGGUAGGCAUAACUGUGCUCAGGUGUGCCAUGUGGGAAAAUGUCAUCCUUGCCAGCUUACAGUACAGCAAGUCUGCUACUGUGGGAGUACCUUUCGAGAUGUAUUGUGUGGAACAAAUGAAGAGUUUUCUGAUGGAUUUGGAAAGUUCUCCUGCCAGAAGACAUGUGACAAAAAAUUAAAUUGUGGAAGGCACAGCUGUAUGCAGAUAUGUCAUCCUGAGCCCUGCCAACUUUGCCCACGACUUCCCCAAGUAGUGCACUGCUGUCCUUGUGGGCAGACUCCUCUUAGCAGAUUACUAAAACUAGAAUGUAUUGAGCGUAAACUGUGCACGGAUCCCAUCCCAUCGUGUGGAAAAACAUGUGGCAAACCUCUACCUUGUGGUAGCCGUGAUUUCAUUCAUACAUGUGAAAAUCUUUGCCAUGAAGGAGAAUGUGGACCAUGCUCUCGUACAUCAAAUAUUUACUGUAGGUGUGCCUUCAAAACAAAGGAAGUCCCAUGUGCCCGCCUCAAAAAUAAAGCUGAUAUUACAUUUAUGUGUGACAAGCGAUGUAACAAGAAACGGUCAUGUGGACGACACAAGUGUAAUGAAAUUUGCUGUGUGGACAAAGAACAUAAGUGUCCCUUGGUUUGUGGACGCAAACUCAAUUGUAGCCUUCAUAGAUGUGAAGAACCUUGUCACCGUGGCAACUGUCAAACAUGCUGGCAGACAAGUUUUGAUGAACUAACUUGUUACUGUGGUGAGUCGGUAAUUUAUCCUCCUGUUCCUUGUGGUACUCAGCCACCAGAAUGUAAAAACUCAUGUACCAGACCACAUGAAUGUGAUCAUCCAGUGUACCAUACCUGCCAUAGUGAAGAGAAGUGCCCACCCUGUACAUACCUCACUCAAAAAUGGUGUAUGGGCAAACAUGAACUGCGGUACAAUAUUCCCUGUCAUCUCACUGACAUCUCUUGUGGUCUUCGCUGCAAUCAAAUGUUAAAAUGUGGAAUGCACAAAUGUAAAAGGAUUUGUCACAAAGGGGUGUGUCUCAUAGAUGAAGAGUGCAAACAGCCAUGUACUCAUCUGAGACUAUACUGUAAUCAUCCCUGUAUGGCUCCAUGCCAUCCAUCUUUACCCUGUCCUACAACUUCUUGCAACACAAAGGUUGAUCUUCAGUGUGAAUGUGGAAGAAGAAAGGAGAGUAUGAUUUGCUCAGAAGCAUCUAGUACAUAUCAAAGAAUAGCUGCUAUAUCCAUAGCCACUAAACUAACAGACCUGCAACUUGGAGACUCAGUGGAAAUCAGUAGGCUGAUUACCAAAAAGGAAAUGAAGCAAACAAGGUUGCAGUGUAAUGAAGAGUGUUUCGCCUUUGAAAGGAACAGACGCUUUGCUGAAGCUCUCCAUAUCCGUGAUAAUUCUGACCCUUUUAAUAUCCGUUCUUCAGGAUCAAAGUACAGUGAUAAUUUAAAAGAAGAUGCAAGGAAAGAUUUAAAGUUUGUCAGUGAUAUUGAGAAGGAAAUGAGAACACUCGUGGAAGCUGUAAAUAAGGGCAAGCAUUCAAAAAAGAGUCACUGUUAUCCACCCAUGAACAGAGAUCACCGCAGAAUCAUCCAUGAGUUAGCUCAAAUUUAUGGCAUUGAGAGUGUGAGCUAUGACAAUGAACCAAAGCGUAAUGUUGUUAUCACUGCAGUGAAAGGUAAAUCCAUUUGUCCAAGUAAUACCCUAACAUCUGUCCUAGAGAGGGAAAUGCAGACAAGGCCUCCACCACCUAUUCCUCACUACAGACAAACAGAUAAGAAUAAUGGAAACAAUGGCUUGCCGAAAACAUUAAAAGUGGAGCCAGUGAUUGACUAUGAUGUCCAAGACUGAAAUAGUUAACCUUAAAUUAUUAUUUAGAAAAAUGGAGGUGAAGAUACAUAUCUAUCAUGCAAGUUGCUUUGUGGCUAAUUAAAUGAUUAACUAUUCAAUAUAUUCAAAGUUUAAAAUAGUAAAAAAGCACUAGCGAGUUAAGUAUAUGAGAAAGUGUAUGAGAAACAUAGCAUUGUCUAGAAAUUAACUAAAAAUGAAACUGAUAUUUUAAAUUUGACUGCAAAUUUUCAGCUGCUCUGACUAUUUUUACGUAAAUUGCAGGUGCAGGUAUUUUUCACCUCAGGCUGGUACAUUUUUCUUCUCUGUUUGUUUGGAAUCAGAGUAUCUUUAAUGAAGUGAAACUGCCUAUCCAUUAAUUUGUAGCUGAAAAAACUGGUUCUUAAACUGAUUCUAUUGGGGUAGUGAUAUUAGUAGCACACAUUCCAAAGAUUUAUACUGAGGGAUCCAACUGUACUGUUAAAAAUUAACAAAUCACAAAUUGCUAUAAUAUAAUCCUAAUGGAUAUAUUUUCAAAGAGUUUUCAUGUGAUUUUAAUCAUUCCAUUUCUACUGCAAACAUAUCAAAUUUGGGAAUGAAGUGUCUGAGUUAUUCCCACAUGGAAUAAAACUAAAAAUUUAGCUCAACUCUACAAUAUGUUACAUAUUCCCAGUGCUUAGGCACAAUGACACCUGCUAAAGAGGAGUACAUCUCAUGUUCACUAGCAUUUGAGGAUUUGGGUACUUUCCAGUUCUUGUUCUUGAGGUGGAGGAGGGAAAAUGCCAUUUGUUUGUUUGUGAGUUUUUAAUUACGCAUAAGAAUAAUGGUUUAGUUUUCUUUGUCUUUUAUUUAGUUCGUAUAUUUAAACCAAAUAGAAGUAUUAAAUUAAAAAUGAAAAAAUUUAAUUCAAACGCUUGAACAGUAAGAACUCCACGUAUGGCUUUGAUGUUCCAUAGAGAUUGAAUAAUGUGUCUAGGAUUGUCAAACUGAUGACUUCAGUAGUUAAACUUUUCCUCUGUACAAGCUUAGAGCAGUAGGUUUGUAUUGGAAUAUGGGUUGAGAUUGCAGCAAUUCUUGAAAACUUUAUAAGAAAGUCUGGUAUGGUAAAUCCCGCUCAAUUAAAACAGCCCUUUAAUGAUCACAUUACAUUUUAAAUAUAUUAUACUUUACACAAUUGAGUAGCCAACACAGUCUCCUAGAUUUCAAAUUGUUUCACAUUAAUGGUUGUCCUCAUGAGGGAGGAGAGACCCAGAUCUUUAGCUGGUGUAAAUUGUCUUAGCUCCAUUGACUUCACUUGAGCUACAACAGUUUACCCAAGUUGAGGAUCUGGCCCCUUAUGCUAAUAAGCUCCUUACUCCUCACACUAUGCUGUCUGUCUCACCCCUCCUGACGGCACACAGCCCUAGAUGUUGUUCCUUUGUGCAGCUCUUUGCGCUCAGGAGCAGCUUCUUUCUGGAUGUCCCAGAGAGUUUAUGGAAUGUUUGAGGGCCAUUAGCCACAGAGGUUCAUUUUGGGGUGGAUAUGUAUCAUAACAUGUUGACUUAAAAUAAUUGUAGUAUUCUACAUUGUCAAGAUGUUAUGGGUUUUAUGGUUUUCUGUUGAUGCAUGUGUAUAAAACUUACUUUCAUUUAGGAAAUGACAACACAGUGUAAUAUGUUUCUAAUUAAAUGUUUGAGAUACAUUUUCUCCAUUUAAAAGAACACUGUCAAGGAAUGUUGAUCUUUUUCGUGUGUGAGAGUCUUCAUACAAUGAGUUUCACAUACAAUGAAAAUAAUUUUCU